ACAAGCUACGCAGGCGUGGACCGCACAGUUGCGCUAGUAUCCUGCGUGCCGUCUCCUUGGUUGCAGCCUGAAACUUGCAACCAAAAUGGGCCGAAAAGUGACCGUGGCCACCUGUGCACUCAAUCAGUGGGCCCUGGACUUUGAGGGCAAUUUCCAGAGGAUUUUAAAGAGUAUUCAAAUUGCCAAAGGCAAAGGUGCAAGAUACAGGCUUGGACCAGAACUAGAAAUAUGCGGCUAUGGAUGCUGGGACCAUUAUCACGAAUCAGACACUCUCCUGCAUUCGCUCCAAGUUCUGGCUGCUCUUCUGGACUCUCCGGUCACUCAGGACAUCAUCUGUGAUGUGGGGAUGCCUAUAAUGCACCGGAAUGUUCGAUACAACUGCAGAGUCAUCUUUCUCAACAGGAAGAUCCUGCUCAUCAGACCCAAGAUGGCCUUGGCCAACGAAGGCAACUACCGAGAACUGCGCUGGUUCACCCCCUGGGCCAGGAGCCGACAAACUGAGGAGUAUGUCCUCCCUCGGAUGCUACAGGACCUGACAGAGCAGAAAACUGUGCCCUUUGGAGAUGUGGUUCUGGCCACCCAGGACACCUGUGUCGGGAGUGAGAUCUGUGAGGAGCUCUGGACACCACGCAGCCCCCACGUUGACAUGGGCCUGGAUGGUGUGGAGAUCAUCACCAACGCCUCAGGCAGCCACCACGUGCUGCGCAAAGCCCAUACCAGAGUGGAUCUGGUAACCAUGGCCACUUCCAAGAAUGGUGGCAUCUACCUGCUAGCCAACCAGAAGGGCUGCGACGGUGACCGUCUCUACUAUGAUGGCUGUGCCAUGAUUGCUAUGAACGGGAGCAUCUUUGCCCAGGGCACUCAGUUCUCAUUGGAUGAUGUGGAGGUUCUCACUGCCACCCUGGACCUGGAAGAUGUCAGGAGCUACAGGGCAGAGAUCUCAUCUCGAAACCUAGAGGCAGCCAGGGUGAGCCCGUACCCCCGGGUGACGGUGGACUUUGCCCUUUCUGUCAGUGAAGACUUGUUGGAGCCGGUAUCAGAGCCUGUGCAGUGGACAUACCACAGGCCUGAGGAGGAGAUAAGCCUCGGACCUGCCUGCUGGCUCUGGGACUUCCUUCGACGGAGCAAACAGGCUGGGUUCUUCCUGCCCCUGAGUGGCGGUGUGGACAGUGCAGCCAGCGCCUGCAUCGUCUACUCCAUGUGCUGUUUGGUCUGUGAGGCUGUGAAGAGCGGAAAUCGGCAAGUGCUGACAGAUGUCCAAAACCUGGUAGAUGAGAGCAGCUACACCCCACAGGAUCCCCGGGAGCUCUGCGGGCGGCUGCUCACAACUUGCUACAUGGCCAGCGAGAAUUCUUCCCAGGAGACGCACAGCAGGGCCACAAAACUGGCUCAGCUGAUUGGAAGCUACCACAUCAGUCUCAGCAUCGACACUGUUGUGAAGGCUGUCUUGGGCAUCUUCAGCCUGGUGACCCGGAAGUUGCCUCAGUUCUCAGCACACGGAGGGAGCAGCAGGGAGAACCUGGCCUUGCAGAAUGUGCAGGCUCGGAUUAGGAUGGUCCUUGCCUACCUGUUUGCUCAGCUGAGCCUCUGGUCUCGGGGUGCUCGAGGAAGCCUUCUUGUGCUUGGAUCUGCCAAUGUGGAUGAGAGUCUCCUCGGCUACCUGACCAAGUAUGACUGCUCCAGUGCGGACAUCAACCCCAUAGGUGGCAUCAGCAAGACAGACCUGAGGGCCUUUGUCCAGUUCUGUGCCGAGCGUUUUCAGCUUCCUGUUCUGCAGACCAUCCUGUCAGCCCCGGCCACUGCAGAGCUGGAGCCCUUAGCCGAUGGGCAGGUCUCUCAGAUGGAUGAGGAAGACAUGGGGAUGACGUAUGCAGAACUCUCCAUCUUCGGCAGGCUCCGGAAGGUCGCCAAGGCAGGGCCCUACAGCAUGUUCUGCAAACUGCUCAACAUGUGGAGAGACAGCUGUACACCGAGACAGGUGGCUGAGAAGGUGAAGCUAUUUUUCUCAAAGUACUCCAUGAACAGACACAAGAUGACGACCCUCACACCAGCAUAUCAUGCUGAAAACUACAGUCCUGAUGACAACAGGUUUGACUUGCGACCCUUUCUGUACAACACGAGGUGGCCCUGGCAGUUCCUCUGCAUUGACAACCAGGUUCUGCGGCUCGAGAAGAUGCAGUCCUGGGAUGAACGGCUCAUGGAGAACUUAAAAGGGCCAACACCUGUAUGGAAACAGCUCCUCCCCAAGGACCCCUAAUGUGAAUUCAAAUCACCAGUGGCCCCUGACACAGCCCGCCAGGAGCCAGGUUUUGUUUACCUUUCAAGGAAGAGAAAUCUAUUCUAAUGAAAUAAAAAAUAUAAA
This is a messenger RNA of Apodemus sylvaticus (European woodmouse), 2362 nucleotides long. RefSeq names its product NAD synthetase 1 (gene Nadsyn1). Gene Ontology annotation, biological process: NAD+ biosynthetic process. The record is from RefSeq and is a predicted model, not a curated record. The transcript has 21 exons. Bases 86 to 2257 code for a protein of 723 amino acids. NCBI's taxonomy places the organism in Eukaryota, Metazoa, Chordata, Mammalia, Rodentia, Muridae. Gene Ontology annotation, cellular component: cytoplasm. Gene Ontology annotation, molecular function: ATP binding; glutaminase activity; NAD+ synthase (glutamine-hydrolyzing) activity.